GAAUGUGUCAGCUGUGGCCAACAGUAUCAGGACAAACUGAGCGGUUUGGAUCAUAUUUUUGCAGUUCAUUUCAAACCAACGGCGAUUUCCACGAAGCGCUUCAAAUCACACGAAAAACCUCCUGUGUGGUCUCACAACCGGCUACCUCCAUUGGCAUUUGCAAACGGACUACAAUCCUACAAAAGUGCUGAUCAAUUGAACACCCGAUCGACCCGAAUGGACGAGCAUUAUCCAGUUGUCGACUUGCCACAGUUGGGUGCGAAUGAGCCCGAUAGUUGGCCGGAUUCGUCCGGCGCACGAGCAAGUUCAUCUGCCCUACUCUCAUACCUGUCUGUUCAAACACAAGCCAUGGAUUUAAUCGGUCAACUAUUGUGGAUGACUGCAAGAAAAAAGGCAAGUGAUCAGGACAACGAGGACAGCAACAACAAAAAUCGCUCGGAGAUCCGGCACAUAAUUUCCGUUUCGAAUGAAACCAAAUCUCCUCCCAUUGUUAGUCCAUUGGGUGAGAAUUUGGGGGACAAUGAGUGCAAAGUAAAUCAUUCAAACAGCUGGCUUUCACAGUCCGGCACCAUUUCACCCGUUUGGAAACAUACUCACAACACACUGAAUGUGCUCAGUCCACAUCGUCCGACACCACACCAUCCAAGUUCGACGUACGAUUGGAACAAACGAACCGAUAGGUGUAACCGGAAACCUCAGAUUGGAUCAAACAAUGAAAUUGCUGAAAUCGAACCAAAGGAAGAUCAGGCCCGUUCCAACCUGUCGCAACCAUUCGGGGCUGGUGUGAAUAAUCUCCUGUGUUUGUUCCGGAACUGUUCCCCUUUGCUGAGUUCACAUCCAGUACGAAGUUUAUUACCCGCGGAAUUGGCCUCCAAAGUGGAUAGUUUUAAAGCGGCCAAACUGUGCCAUCUUUGUCUUAAAGAAUUCCCGGAUGAGAUGUCCGUUCUGAGGCAUCAGGUCAAAUCCCAUAGCUUGGAAGAAGAACCACCCGCUACAUCCUAA
Messenger RNA from Echinostoma caproni, 1002 nucleotides. NCBI's taxonomy places the organism in Eukaryota, Metazoa, Platyhelminthes, Trematoda, Plagiorchiida, Echinostomatidae. The record is from the annotation of a GenBank genome assembly.